This is a messenger RNA of Stomoxys calcitrans (stable fly), 1700 nucleotides long. It is a transcript of the gene Upf3, whose product is annotated as regulator of nonsense transcripts 3B. The record is from RefSeq and is a predicted model, not a curated record. The transcript has 3 exons. The coding region runs from base 87 to 1592 and encodes 501 amino acids. Lineage: Eukaryota; Metazoa; Arthropoda; Insecta; Diptera; Muscidae. Gene Ontology annotation, biological process: nuclear-transcribed mRNA catabolic process, nonsense-mediated decay; positive regulation of translation. Gene Ontology annotation, cellular component: cytoplasm; nucleolus. Gene Ontology annotation, molecular function: mRNA binding.
UACACAAAAAGUCGAUAAGCCGAAAGUCAACUUUUGGAUGUAAUGUAAACAUACAUUUUUCCUGGAAAAAAUAAAAUAUUAAAAACAUGGCCAAGGAUGAGAAGACCGGUUCCAAGAAGUCUCGGCGAGAGAGACAGCGGGAGAAGACCAAGGCACCAUCAAAGAUUGUUAUACGCCAUUUACCACCCACCAUGACCGAGGAAGAGUUUCUCAAGCAAAUUGAUCCUUUACCUGAUUAUGAUUUCUAUUAUUUUGCGGCAGCUGAUUGGUCCUUGGGUUUCGAUGCUACCUGCCGGGCCUAUAUAACUUUCAAGAACUAUGAAGAUGUUUUUCUUUUCCGCGACCGCUUUGAUGGCUAUGUUUUUGUGGAUAAUAAAGGCAAUGAAUAUGCAGCCAUUGUGGAGUUUGCUCCAUUUCAGGGAUUUUUGAAGAACAAAUCUCGUGGUGGUGAUAAUAAGGUGGAUACCAUUGAGCAAGAACCUCACUACCAGCAAUUCCUUAAGAAACUGGAAGAGGAGCGUGAAGCUGCCGCUAAGGGUGGGGAAAGUAAGUUAGAAUUUAAUUUGGAUUCCAAAAAAGAGGAGAUAACUUCGACACCUUUGCUGCAGUAUUUGGCAAGCAAAAAAGAGAAACGCCGCGAAGAAUCGAAAAAGCGUACUGCGGAAAAGAAGAAGCGCCGUGAGGAAGAGAAGGAGAAACGAAAGCAAGCGCCGGCAGCACCCAGCCAACCAGUGAAAGUUCUUACAGCAGAAAAUAACAAUAAAACGGAAAAAAUCGAACCGAAAAACAAUCAACCAAGGGAGGAGCCGAAAAAUGCUAGAGCUCGCCGUAGGGAGGAACGCAAUCGUCAACGCCACGAGGCCUAUCUGCAAAAGAAGAAGGCUCUAAAGGAACAGCAGAAUAAUAAAGAGGGGGAAACAGUUUCUGCAGAAAAAGAUGAUGUGGCGGCACAGGCCAAAAAGGAUGAGAGCAACGCCGAAGAAACCAGAAAAGAUAUAGAGGCUAAAUCCGAAACAGAGUCCAGCAAACCCAUAGAAAUUUUAAAGAAAUCAAAAACUGAGGAUAUGCUGACAGAGUCAGUAAGAAAUUUUAUUUUCACAGCUUCCACCACCUUGAAGGUUUCCAAUACGGCCAGCACUGUUGAAAAUCAAACAGAACAAGCUAGCAAUGCUCAGGUUACAACAAAAACCAAGGACAAUGAGGAAAAAUCACCGGAAACUAACGAUAAAACAGAUGAUAUCAAGACAGAAGCUAAUGAAGAGAAAAAUAAUUUGACAGAACUGGAACAGGAAAAAAAUUUAACAGAAAAACAAAGGGAAGAAAGACGGGAAGAGAGACGCAUACGCAAUAAGGAUCGUCCGUCUAUUGCCAUCUAUCAACCUAAGGCUCGUUUGCGCCUAUCUGAAGAAAGUGAUUCCAAUUCGGCUUCCAAGGAUGUACGUAGUCUCUCUCAAUCGGAUUGUGAGACUGGUAAAAAAGACGAACAGCCACGUCACAAAAAGGUUCAACGCUAUUCAGAGCGUUCCAAGAACCGCAGGAAGUCAUUGUCCAAAGAGGCUGGUUCGGGGGAAGAUAAUAAUCCAGCUGCUUAAAAUCAUUUUUUAACAUUUGUAUUUUAUUCCAUUGGUAAAUAUUUGCAUAUGAUGCCAGUUUUUACAAUCAAAAUAAAUGCGUUGAGGUUUUAAAUGUUUUAAAAAUAA